CAAAGCGUGGUCAAUUUUAAACUGCACGUGAAAUUAAAGCCAAGAUGCGUUUUGCACAGAUUAUUGUUGGGCCCGCUGGCAGUGGCAAGUCUACAUAUUGUAGCUUUAUGCAACAACAUGCUAUGGACAGCAAACGAAACAUACAGGUUGUUAAUUUGGAUCCAGCUGCAGAGCAUUUUAAUUACACACCGCUGACAGAUAUACGAGAGCUAAUACACUUGGAUGAUGCAAUGGAGGAUGAGGAGUUGCAUUAUGGACCAAAUGGCGGCUUGAUCUUUUGCCUAGAGUUCCUCAUUGAGAACCAGGAUUGGUUAAAAACGCAGCUUUGCGGUGGCGAAGAUGAGUUAAUGGUGGGUGAACCUGAUGAUGACUACAUACUGUUCGAUAUGCCCGGACAAAUAGAGCUAUUCACACAUCUGAAAAUGGGCAAGCAGUUGGUUCAACUAUUGGAAUCAUGGAACUUUCGUACGUGCGUUGUUUUCUGUCUGGAUUCACAGUUUAUGGUCGAUGGUGCCAAGUUUAUAUCAGGCACAAUGGCGGCAUUAAGUGUAAUGGCAAACAUGGAGCAGCCGCAUGUAAAUGUGUUGACCAAAGUGGAUUUGCUCAGCACGGAGGCGCGCAAGCAGCUGGAACUGUACCUGGAACCAGAUACACACAAUCUGAUGGGUGAGCUGACUAUUGGCACAGCAUUCGGUGAAAAAUAUCGCAAGCUAACUGAAGCCAUUGGUUCGCUCAUUGAGGAUUUUAGCUUGGUAAGAUUCUUUCCACUGGACACAGAAGAUGAGGAAAGUGUUGGAGAUCUUUUGCUACAGAUUGAUAGCAUCUUACAGUACGGUGAAGAUGCUGACGUGCAUGUGCGCGACUUUGAUGAACAAGAGCCAGAGGAAGAUAAUGAGCCAAACAUGUAGUUUAAAAAACCGUUUAUA
Messenger RNA from Drosophila busckii, 926 nucleotides. Its product is annotated as GPN-loop GTPase 3. The record is from RefSeq and is a predicted model, not a curated record. Gene Ontology annotation, molecular function: GTPase activity. Lineage: Eukaryota; Metazoa; Arthropoda; Insecta; Diptera; Drosophilidae. The transcript is spliced from 3 exons. Bases 45 to 908 code for a protein of 287 amino acids.